Peromyscus eremicus (cactus mouse) is the source of this 6396-nucleotide messenger RNA. It is a transcript of the gene Setd5, whose product is annotated as SET domain containing 5. The transcript has 25 exons. The coding region runs from base 1571 to 5992 and encodes 1473 amino acids. The record is from RefSeq and is a predicted model, not a curated record. Gene Ontology annotation, molecular function: protein binding. NCBI's taxonomy places the organism in Eukaryota, Metazoa, Chordata, Mammalia, Rodentia, Cricetidae.
CCUCACCCCACCUACCUCCCGCCCCACCCAGUGGGCACAGCGAGGCAGCCAGCGGCUGCGCACUCCAGCACCCGCUAACUGACAGGCGCUUCACUCCAACCACAACACGCCAUUUGUGUUUUUACACACGGCGGGAGGAGAAAAGGCCAAUCAGCGACGAGACGUGAACCGGAAGCGCUCCUCCGCCCCCCGUGGGAGCCAUGGCCGCGUCCGGUGGAGAUUUUUCCGCUCCCUCCUCCCUCCCCCUCCGGUUGCUGCAGGGCGGACCGUAGUCCUGACCACCACCCGCUUGCCCCUUCCCGCGUACGACUCGUACCCAGCUGUUCCCCAAAGCGGUUCCACCACCCUCGAGGGCUCACCGCAACCGCCCGUCCCCGCGAACGCGCCGAGCCACCCUCCCGCCAGAGUCCCGAUCCCCUACCUAGCCGAGGCUCUCUGAGGAGCCGGAGCCCCAGAGCACAGCCUCUUCUUUAGGCAGCCCCCGGCAGCUCCCGCUGAUUGGCGGCGAGCUGGCCAAUAAGUGUGGGGCGGUGGGCGGAGAGGCCAAUGGCGCGGCGGGAGGGGGCGUGUCCCGCGUGCCCCUGGCGCCGGCACUGGGAAUCCCCGUGCGGUCAGUGGCGUUUCCGCUCGGGCAGCGGGCUGAGUGAGCUGCCGCUGCCGCCGCCGCUGCCGCCGCCGGGGGAGGGGCGGCCGCCGCCCGCCUGCGCUCAGAGACUCACGCAGCCCUAGUCCCGCCAGUCCGCCAACACAGUAGUGCCGGCCCCCCUCCGCCCCUGGCCCUCCCCCUCCCCGCCUUGGGCUCGCUCCGCCUUUCUGCCCCCCACCCCCACCUCACGGGUACGGGCCAUUCCCGGCCAGGAAACGCCGUGGCGCCGCGUUGGGCCUAACUCGAGUCUCGCUGCCUCCCGGGAGUGCCGUGCGCCGCAGCCCGGGCCCAGGCCCCGGCAGCGCCUGGGUCAAGGAUUCCUCAUGUCCGUAACAUGUUGGCUGAGGCUCUGCAGCUCACCCCCACUCUUUGAGUGGUCAGUCUCCAUUAAUUGGACCCCGUGAUUUCCACCCUCUGCUGUCUUGGACGUCAUGAGCAUUGCAAUCCCUCUGGGAGUCACCACACCAGAUACAUCCUACUCAGAUAUGGCUGCUGGAUCAGACUAAGAGCAGCAUUAGGAAUUCAGAAUUUGUCGAAAAGCCCAAUCCCUAAAAUAGACUCAGUUCUUGGAGAAUUUAAAUGCCAAAUGACAAUGAAGAAAGGAAGUGGAAGCCCCCUACCUUUCAAGACGAAGUGGCACUACACCAGGAUGUGAAAGUCCAGCGAAAGAGACCCAAGGGGCCUAGGGGGCAGCACACCCCCAGAAGCCAAGUCUAUUCCAGGCAGUACCAGGGAUUAGGGUCUGGGCUGGAAAAAUCCUGGUGUUUUGAAUAUGUUCAGGUCCAGUUCAGACUCUUGAUCCCACAGCCACUUCUUGAGUGAGGGUAUCCUGUCUUGGUAGUGAAUGGAAGAGGGCCUGGUCCCUGGGGCAGUGCAGAAGGCACUUUCAUCAUCUCACUCACUGCAAAUGUCAUGUGAGGUUUCAUGGAAGUAUUAAGAGAUCCAAUUAAGAAGAAUAGUUCUGAGUCUAAACCAGCCCAGAGUGGCUUCUCUAGGGGAAACUCCCCGCUCUGCUGCCCUGAAUCUGUGGAGGCUAGUCCAGCAGUUAAUGAGAAGAGCGUGUAUUCCACUCAUAAUUAUGGGACCACUCAGAGGCAUGGGUGUCGAGGACUGCCUUAUGCUGAUCAUAAUUACGGAGCCCCUCCUCCUCCGACACCUCCUGCUUCUCCCCCUGUCCAGACGAUCAUCCCUCGUUCUGACCUGAAUGGCCUGCCGUCGCCCGUAGAGGAACGCUGUGGAGACAGCCCGAACUCUGAAGGAGAGACUGUUCCUACCUGGUGUCCUUGUGGUCUUUCUCAGGAUGGCUUCCUUCUCAACUGUGACAAGUGCAGGGGAAUGAGCAGGGGGAAGGUUAUUAGACUUCAUCGGCGGAAGCAGGACAACAUAUCAGGUGGGGAUAGCAGUGCAACAGAAAGCUGGGAUGAGGAGCUUUCUCCUUCCACUGUGUUGUACACAGCAACACAGCACACACCUACAAGCAUCACCUUAACUGUUAGAAGAACCAAACCCAAGAAGCGGAAAAAGAGUCCAGAAAAGGGUCGUGCAGCACCAAAGACGAAGAAGAUUAAGAAUUCUCCCUCUGAAGCACAGAAUUUAGAUGAAAAUACCACUGAGGGCUGGGAAAAUCGGAUAAGACUAUGGACUGAUGAGUAUGAAGAAGCUUUCACUAAUCAGUACAGUGCGGAUGUACAGAAUGCCCUUGAGCAACAUCUACAUUCUAACAAGGAAUUUGUGGGCAAACCUGCUGUUUUAGACACUAUAAAUAAGACUGAACUGGCCUGUAAUAAUACAGUAAUUGGUUCCCAAAUGCAGUUACAGCUGGGGAGAGUCACUCGUGUUCAAAAGCACCGGAAAAUCCUGAGGGCUGCAAGAGAUUUGGCUUUAGACACUCUCAUAAUAGAAUAUCGUGGGAAAGUCAUGUUACGACAACAAUUUGAGGUCAAUGGGCAUUUCUUCAAAAAACCAUAUCCCUUUGUGCUCUUCUACUCAAAAUUCAAUGGUGUAGAGAUGUGUGUGGAUGCUCGUACUUUCGGUAAUGAUGCUCGGUUCAUCAGAAGAUCAUGUACACCAAAUGCAGAGGUGAGACACAUGAUUGCAGAUGGGAUGAUUCACCUGUGUAUCUAUGCUGUAUCGGCGAUCACCAAGGAUGCUGAAGUCACCAUUGCAUUUGAUUAUGAAUAUAGUAACUGUAAUUACAAAGUGGACUGUGCGUGUCACAAGGGAAACCGGAACUGCCCUAUACAGAAAAGAAAUCCCAAUGCUGCAGAAUUGCCGCUCCCACCGCCUCCUAGCUUUCCCACCAUUGGAGCAGAAACCAGACGUAGAAAGGCACGGCGGAAAGAGCUGGAAAUGGAGCAACAAAAUGAGGCUCCAGAAGAGAAUCAUAACCCACAACCACAAGAAGUUCCAGAAAAAGUAACUGUUUCCAGUGAGCAUGAGGAAGUUGACAAUCCAGAAGAAAAACCUGAAGAAGAAGAAGAGGAAGAGGAAGAAGAAAAAGAUGAGGCUACAGAUGACCAGGAGAACCCAGCUCAUAGCAGGAGGACUCGGGAAGAUAGGAAAGUUGAAGCCAUCAUGCAUGCCUUUGAAAAUUUAGAAAAAAGAAAGAAACGGCGGGAUCAGCCUGUAGAUCAGAGCAACUCAGACAUAGAGAUUACUACCAGCAGUUCAGAGACAGCCAUUGUGGAAGAGACAAAAGCUGCAACUCCUGAGUCUGAAGUCAGCAACCCCAUCUCAACUAUUGCCAUCCCAAGCACCCCACCGAGCACUGGUGUGAAUACAAGGAGGUCUUCCCACACUGGGGAUGUAGCUGCAGAGAAACCAAUCCCCAAACCACCUCCAGCUAAGCCUUCUAGACCCCGACCCAAGAGUCGGAUUUCUCGGUACCGGACCAGUUCAGCCCAAAGACUAAAACGCCAGAAGCAGGCCAAUGCACAACAGGCAGAGCUUUCACAAGCUGCCUUGGAUGAAGGAGGAAGUAACAACUUAGUAACUCCUCCUGAAGCUGGAAAUAUAGACAGUUCAGGAGAGAACAGACAGUUGACGGGGUCUGACCCAACUGUGGUAUCAGCUACUGGAUCGCAUGUCAUCCGUGCUGCAUCUAAAUACCCCAAAACCAAAAAGUAUCUAGUUACAGAAUGGUUGAAUGACAAAGCAGAGAAGCAAGAGUGUCCUGUUGAGUGUCCUUUACGUAUCACCACUGACCCAACUGUGUUGGCAACAACCCUGAACAUGCUACCGGGUCUUAUUCAUUCCCCAUUAAUUUGUACCACCCCCAAACACUACAUUCGCUUUGGCUCACCCUUUAUGCCUGAGAGGCGUCGAAGGCCCCUUCUGCCUGAUGGCACAUUCAGCUCCUGUAAAAAGCGCUGGAUAAAGCAAGCCUUGGAAGAAGGGAUGACUCAGACAUCAUCUGUGCCCCAAGAGACUAGAACACAGCACCUAUACCAAAGUAAUGAGAAUAGUAAUUCUUCUAGUAUCUGUAAAGACAAUGCAGACUUAUUGAGCCCAUUAAAGAAAUGGAAGUCUCGCUAUCUGAUGGAGCAGAAUAUCACCAAGUUGCUUCGGCCUCUGUCUCCAGUUACACCACCCCCUUCCAGCUCAGGCUCAAAGAGUCCCCAGCUGUCCACACCUGGCCAGACUCACCCAGGAGAAGAGGAGUGUCGAAAUGGAUACAGCCUCAUGUUCUCGCCAAUCACAUCUCUUACUACUGCUAGUCGCUCCAACACUCCUCUGCAGUUCGAGCUUUGCCACCGAAAAGACCUGGAUUUGUCAAAAGUGGGAUACCCAGACUCUAGCACUCACAGCUGUGCUGAUAGACCUUCCCUGCUCAACUGCAGUCAUCCUGACCUGGCUUCUCAUCCCUCUGUCGCUCCAACCUCAGAGGCUGGCUUCCCCAGCAGGAGUGGAGAUGGCUCUCAGACCUUGCUGAGAAAUUCAGACCAGGCGUUUAGGACAGAGUUCAACUUGAUGUACGCCUAUUCCCCUUUGAACGCUAUGCCUCGAGCAGAUGGACUGUAUAGAGGGUCCCCCUUGGUGGGGGACAGGAAGCCUUUGCAUUUAGAUGGAGGAUAUUGUUCCCCUGCAGAAGGCUUUUCCAGCAGAUAUGAACAUGGCUUUAUGAAAGACCUCUCUCGUGGCUCCAUGUCACCUGGUGGUGAAAGGGCCUGUGACGGAGUCCCAUCUGCUCCUCAGAACCCACCACAAAGGAAAAAAGUAUCCUUGCUAGAGUACCGCAAACGGAAACAAGAAGCCAAGGAGAAUUCUGGUGGGGGAAGUGACUCUUCACAGAGCAAAAGCAAGUCUGCAGGAGCUGGGCAAGGCAGCAGUAACUCUGUUUCUGAUGCUGCUGCCCAUGGUGUGCAGGGAUCCUCAGCCCGGACCCCCUCGUCCCCUCACAAAAAAUUCUCCCCAUCUCAUUCCUCCACAUCACAUUUGGAGGCGGUAAGCCCAUCAGAUUCCAGGGGCACUUCCUCCUCUCACUGCAGACCUCAAGAAAACAUCAGCAGUAGGUGGAUGGUUCCUACAUCUGUUGAACGACUCCGAGAAGGAGGAAGCAUCCCUAAGGUUCUCCGAAGCAGUGUGAGAGUGGCCCAAAAGGGAGAGCCCUCCCCGACAUGGGAGAGCAACAUGACAGAGAAAGAGUCAGACCCUGCAGAUGGAGAAGGCCCAGAGCCGUUGAGCUCAGCACUCUCUAAAGGAGCAACUGUUUACAGCCCUUCCAGAUACAGCUACCAGCUCCUCCAGUGUGACAGUCCACGGACAGAAUCACAAAGCCUCCUUCAGCAGAGUUCGUCCCCCUUUAGAGGACAUCCCACCCAGUCUCCAGGAUACAGUUAUCGAACUACUGCACUGAGACCUGGAAACCCCCCCUCUCACGGUUCUUCAGAAUCAUCCCUCUCUUCCACAUCCUACCCCAGCCCUGCCCACCCUGUGUCCACAGACUCGUUGGCCCCAUUUACGGGGACUGCAGGGUAUUACAGCAGCCAGCCGCAUUCUGGAAACAGCACUGGCAGCAAUCUUCCGAGGAGGAGCUGUUCUUCGAGUGCUGCUAGCCCUACCCCACAGGGCCCCUCAGACUCACCAACCUCAGACUCGGUUUCUCAGCCCAGCACAGGAACGCUGAGUUCCACCUCCUUUCCUCAGAACUCUAGGUCGUCAUUGCCAUCAGACUUACGGACUAUCAGUCUGCCCAGUGCUGGGCAGUCAGCUGCCUACCAGGCCUCCAGGGUAUCUGCGGUUUCCAAUUCACAGCACUACCCACAUCGUGGGAGUGGGAGUGUACACCAGUACCGACUCCAGCCACUGCAAGGGUCAGGAGUCAAGACUCAGACAGGACUUUCCUAGGGCUUCUGGAUAUGGGCAAACUGAACUUGAUGAGCCCAUAGCUGCUUCCUUCCAGCUGCCUCUGGAACCAAGGCCGAGCAUAUUGCUGGGGAAGAGGGGUACAAGGUGCCAGAGGAAUGGGUCUGGUCAGCAAGAAAUGAGACUUGUGGUCGUGACUGGCCUCCGGCCUUGGAGAAAGAUGUAAAUCUUGUCUGAAGCAGAGACUAUAAAGAAGUUUCUCCCUGCUGUUAAGGGUACAUUGUUAACAAGCAAAUGGUGUUUCGGUUAGUAACGGUUCUAAGUGCAAUGACUUGUGUUGAAGCCUAUGUCUCCCAUCCUUGCCUGUAGCCUGUAGUCACUUGUGCAGUAAGGACAUCUUUUUCAAUAAAAAAAAAAAAUUUUUUUUUUUCUUUUCAAAAGAAAAA